ACGAUAAAUCGAAUAACUCGCGCUAACUUUCUCGCGAUCUUGGUCGUCGUCUCUGACGAAAUUGACAUUGAUCCAGUCUCGUGGAUCCCUGAGAAAGAAGGGCGGAAAAGAAGCGGAGUGGAAAAGAAGAGAUCGUUUGACAUUGGUCGUUUGCGAUGGUAGUCGGAUGGUCGUAUUGCGCCAUCGCAAUGAUGAGACGAAGAUACUUACGUACAACAUACUUACUUACUUACUUACAUAUAGUCUACGUAGAAAUUUUUUCGCGUCUCAUACGAAACAAGAGAGUCGAGGAUGAGUGCGCAGGUGAGACGACGCCGACCGGGUGAUUUAAAAGCUGUCACAUGCAACAUCUGCCAAUGCAAACGCACCACUCAAGGCUACCGAUCCCCACUUACAGCCAUGCUUCAUUAGUUAUAAUUUAGUAUAAAACGGCAAAACUUCGACGACACCUUUAAUACCUUUUCACACCUGGCAUAAGUACGUAAACACUGCGUCAAAGUCCGUGCCCAACGUGUAACGCAUCGAAUUCACGUAUACCAGACGUAUAUCGCGCAAAUUCAUUAUAUACGUUCGAUCAAGAUUUUAAUCAGAAAUAAUUAUGAAUUGUCACGUGAAAAUACCAUACAAAAUCAUGCUCCUACUAUGUCUACACUUUUGCGUUUACGCCCUCCCACGCGCGGUGUUGCAGAAAGAUAAAAGCAUUUUAUCUACUACAGCGAAUAUUCAGAUGCAUGUCGAUGGAAGGAACACCGGCUUUAGUGGUCCCUCGAUAAUAGACGAUAUGUCUUACAUCGAUUAUGAUCCAUCGAAUAAAAUCCCAUCAAAAAGACCGAACGUUUGCAAUGACUGUGUUUGCGGGAUCGGUAGAAAGACAAGAAUAGUAGGUGGAAACGAAACCAGUGUUUUUGAAUAUCCUUGGUUGGUCAGUAUGAGCAAACAGGGUGUAUUCUAUUGCGCUGGAAGUUUGAUAACACGAAGGCACAUUUUAACAGCUGCCCAUUGCUUGGAAGGAUUCGAGACGAAGAGUAUCAAACUAGUGAUAGCUGAUAGUGACCGAAUGAAACUCGCAUCUACUGCCAUAGUUCGUCGCAUAAAAUCCGUAACUAUUCACGAAGAAUUCCAUACGUAUAAUUUUAACAAUGAUAUUGCUCUUAUAGAAAUGGAUAGACCAGUUUCGUUAGAUAGUAUCAUUCGUACGGCUUGUUUGCCUGAGGACAAAGCCAUAGAUUAUACCGGUGCCAUGGCUACGGUGGUUGGCUGGGGACGUACUGGUGAAAAUAAACCGGUUAGCGAUGAAUUACGUAAAGUUAAUGUUCCGAUUUUGUCUCAGGAAGAAUGUGAUCAAGCUGGAUAUCAAAAGAAUCGUCUUACCGACAAUAUGUUCUGCGCUGGAUAUCUCGAUGGAAAACGCGACGCAUGUUUCGGUGACAGUGGAGGUCCUCUUCACGUCAAAGGAUCUUAUGGCCAUUUGGAAGUAAUCGGUAUAAUAUCUUGGGGUCGUGGUUGCGCGAGGCCAAAUUUUCCUGGAAUAUAUACAAAAUUAAACAAUUACAUGGGUUGGCUAAAGGAUCAUCUUGGUAACGAAUGUGUAUGUCCGCCCCCGACAGCUCGUGUUAUACAAGAGCUUGUCGUUCGUCUGAUCUCAAAAAUACAAAAGUCAAUGUUAGAAAUCGUGAAGACAUUGAAGAACCAACCUAAUAAUCGUACUGGAAAAUUUCUGUUCGAUGAAUUAUUUGGCAUCGAUAUCACUGGUGGUGCCGAUGACGAUGAAAAGCUUCGAAAUUGUACAUGCGAAUGUGGUAUAACUAAUAAAGAAAAUCGUAUCGUUGGUGGACGACCAACGAUACCAAACAGAUAUCCAUGGAUCGCUCGUUUGGUUUACGAUGGACGCUUUCAUUGCGGCGCCAGUUUAAUUAAUAAUGAUUAUGUCAUUACAGCUGCUCAUUGUGUACGAAAUUUGAAACGAUCGAAAAUUCGUGUUGUACUCGGUGACUAUGAUCAAUAUGUGAAUACCGAUGGUGUUGCUAUAAUGAGAGCAGUUAGUUCCGUGAUACGUCAUCGAAAUUUUGACAUAAAUUCUUAUAAUCAUGAUGUGGCUCUAUUAAAGCUUCGUAAGCCCGUCAAAUUUUCCAAAACUGUUAGACCUGUUUGUCUACCUCAAGCUGAAUCUGAUCCUGCUGGCAAAGAAGGUACUGUCAUUGGAUGGGGACGUACAUCAGAAGGAGGUAUGUUACCAGGAAAGGUUCAUGAAGUACAAGUACCUGUAUGGAGUUUGACACAAUGUCGGAAAAUGAAAUACCGUGCAAAUAGAAUCACUAAUAACAUGAUUUGCGCUGGCAAAGGUACUCAGGAUUCUUGCCAAGGUGACAGUGGUGGACCUCUUCUUGUACAUGAAGGUGACAGAUUGGAAAUAGCAGGUAUAGUUUCCUGGGGCGUUGGUUGUGGUAGACCUGGAUAUCCUGGAGUUUAUACUAGAGUUACUAGAUACUUGAAAUGGAUCAACACAAAUAUAAAGGAAGGAUGUCUGUGUUUUCUUUGUUAUCUCGGAUUCAUCGUCAUUCUUUUAAUUCAGAAAGAAUGUCAGGCGGGACAAAUAGGCGAAAAUAUGAAAAACUUUUUUGGUCUCUUCGGUAACAAACCACCGGACACUAAAGAACCACCUGCGCCAUGUUACUGCUCAUGUGGAUUACGAAACGAAGAGAGUAGAAUCGUCGGUGGUCAAACGACACGAAUGAACGAACUCCCAUGGAUGGCGAAACUGUCCUAUUUAAACAAAUUUUAUUGCGGUGGUUCUUUGAUAAAUGAUCGUUAUGUGUUAACCGCGGCACAUUGCGUUAAAGGUCCCUCCAGUUUUAUUUUCAGGUUUAUGUGGUUCAUGAUCAAGGUCACAUUCGGUGAACACGACAGGUGUAUCGAUAAAGGUAUUGAAACAAGAUACGUCGUCAGGGUGUUAACCGGUGAUUUUAGUUUCCUCAACUUUGAUAACGAUAUCGCACUUCUUCGACUUAACGAUAGAGUUCCCUUCAGUGAUACGAUACGUCCAAUAUGUCUACCAACUGUAAAAGAGAACGAAUACAUUGGAUCAAAAGCGAUAGCAGCUGGAUGGGGUACUCUUAAAGAAGAAGGCAAGCCAUCCUGUUUGCUUCAAGAAGUCGAAGUUCCAGUUAUGAGCUUACAGGAUUGUCGAAACACCAGUUACAGUCCUCGUAUGAUCUCUGAUAACAUGUUAUGCGCAGGAUAUCCGGAUGGAAUGAAGGAUUCUUGUCAGGGUGAUAGUGGUGGACCACUGAUAACCGAACGCGAAGAUAAAAGGUAUGAAAUCAUUGGUAUCGUCUCUUGGGGAAAUGGAUGUGCUCGGCCAGGAUAUCCUGGUGUUUAUACCAGAAUUACCAAUUAUUUGGAUUGGAUCUUAAGUAACUCAAAAGAUGGUUGUUUUUGCGAUAAUAAUUGACUUCAAUUUCGUCGAACUUAUUAAGAUCUUCCAACAUAAUUUAUGUUAUAUAUAUCGAACGUUUAUGUUAUACAACUAUUCAAACGCUUAUGUUUCUUAUCAAUUAGAAUAGUCGAUAUUUUUUUGAUUCGACGCCAUUGAAAAAUACUAUUUAUGUGUUUAUAUUUAGUUUGUUAUAUCACUGUACGAGAUUUAUACGAAAACGAGAUUACGUAGAUAUAAGUUCGCUCGUGUAAUAAAUAUCACUGCGUUAUCUUACUCGACUUCAUUCUUAUGGAAUGAUAAAUAAAAAAGAUUACAAAUUU
Vespa velutina is the source of this 3756-nucleotide messenger RNA. RefSeq names its product transmembrane protease serine 9-like. The transcript has 19 exons. Lineage: Eukaryota; Metazoa; Arthropoda; Insecta; Hymenoptera; Vespidae. The record is from RefSeq and is a predicted model, not a curated record. Gene Ontology annotation, molecular function: serine-type endopeptidase activity. Bases 599 to 3451 code for a protein of 950 amino acids. Gene Ontology annotation, biological process: proteolysis.